Messenger RNA from Penicillium bovifimosum, 2154 nucleotides. RefSeq lists its product as uncharacterized. NCBI's taxonomy places the organism in Eukaryota, Fungi, Ascomycota, Eurotiomycetes, Eurotiales, Aspergillaceae. The coding region runs from base 1 to 2154 and encodes 717 amino acids. The record is from RefSeq and is a predicted model, not a curated record. The transcript is spliced from 3 exons.
AUGGGGAGAUCGUCGCCUCCAUUCCUUUAUGAGCGUCCAUCCGCCUACAGUUUCAAAGGCCCGACUGAUCGCGGCUUCAAUCCGAAGGCCGUGACAGAGGCGAGCUGGGUUCGUCCCGCAGAAAGACCGCAGCAAAAAGGACCAUUGGUGGUUCUCAAUCGCCACCCGGACACAUGGGGUUCCUUCAACACGGCCAGCUCAUUCACACCGAUGAGCGAUAAGACAAAAGACAGGGUCAAGUAUUCACGGGCAACCCAGCUCGCACUUCGUGUUAUUACACUUCUGGGGGCUCUCGGGUCUCUGUUCUGCUCUAUUGUUAUCAAGGGAGCUGCAGUCACCGUGAUCUGGAUCAUCCGCGCCGGGCCAAUUGUUGCAAUUCUUCAUACUAUUUAUGGCCUCUAUCACAAUUCCAAGAAUGCUCUUGCCCGGCCUCCAGGCUCUCAAGCCAGCUAUGGGCUAUUCGCUUCGACCCUCGACCUCGGCCUCAUCGCAUUCUACGUGUUCACCGCGUUUAUGGCCUAUGGCCAGUGGACCUCCAACGCAUACAAUUGGGACACUCUCUUCAACGACAGCGAAAUGACGGUCAAGCUAUCUGAAACUACUUUCAUCUUGGCUCUCGCAAAUGGCGGAUUGCACCUCAUCUCUCUUGCCAUAUCGAUUUGGUUAGCUCUCACGUUCAGGCAGAUUUCCCGUCUGCCGCCUGACAUGAAUCCGCUGGAAGACAACCUCACUGCACGGCCUCGCAAGAACCGCAAGCAGGAUAAGAUGGAUGAGAAACAUCUCAGUCAAUCAACUAUGAAUUCGACUUUCGAAGAUCCGCUCAUCGGCUCUCCUCGUAGUGUACCAUUCAUGCACACACGGGAACAGUCUCUUGGUAACGAUGAUACUUACGACUCAAUGGAUAUAAUGGAUGACCCGCGGCUCUCACAUCCUUCCUUUUAUCAGCAUCGCCUAUCCCAGAUGCAGUCUCACGAUCCCUCUAGCCCGGAAACGAUCUUCCAUCAACCUGCUACCCAGCCCUAUGACCUCACAGAAACAUCUGCUCUGGAAUAUCGCAAUGUUGCCUCGCAUGCCCCUGAGAUCAUCAAUGCCACUGCUCAGAUGCGCCAUCUCUCAUCACGCACCGCUGAUCGAUCCGACACCGUGAGCCCCAUGUCCGACAAUUGGGUGGCCUACUCUGAGCGAUCUCUAUCUCCAAUGGUUGAGGAGCAGAACGCAAAUGGAACCACUCUCCGCCAGUCUUCCUCUGUUUACAGCCGAAACACCAACAGGACUACCCCUUCCGCAGGUAGUGGCAUUCGCGACUGGUUUGCUUAUGGUUCCAAGCCCGAGCCGAGGGUUGCGACUGCCAUUCCAGAAGACAUCCGUGGUGAAUAUUCAUCGCUUGCCAUGCAUGAAUACUAUGGCCUUGACGAUAACCAACGUGAGCAAGACGUGGGCGACCAGCGCAUGGACAUCUUCCCCGACCCAGCGGAGCACAACGAUGACCUCGACGAGCGUGACGGCUACCUCCCAUUCAACCCACUCAUGCUCAAUCCUCCAACCCCACAACCUAUCCUGACCGCGCAGCCCGAGAACACUGAUCCGGUGCGACGAAUCGCUCUGAGUGAUAACCCAAACCUAUCAUACAACGAAAAGGCACAGCCGAUUUCCGUCCCACAUGAGAGUUCCGCACCCAGUUCACCCAAGAGCCAAUUCUAUGGAGAAUUAGACGUAGAUGACAAGCCCGCGCUGGACAUCACUCACGACUCAAACGUCCCACUAACCCGCAAACCCACCAAGCUCACAAAGAAGCGCAACAAGAUGUCUGCAUAUGAAGCACUCAAGAAAAACGACAGCGACGACGAAGGACACCUCUCAGCCAGACCUGCUGUUUCCCCUCGUGCAACCGAGAGUGACCGCAAGGGCCGCGUCGUAAGCAACACCGGUGCAGACACCGCCCGAGGCCUUGCAGCCGGAGUCGGAGCUUCUCUCUCUUCAUACGGAAGCUACAUCGCCGGCCUGGGUGUCGGCCGCCGCCGUGAUGUGAGCGGCAAGGUUGCCGAAGAAGGUCGUAGCGAGAAAGUCGAGACGACCAACCAGAGUACCGAACGACAGACUCCCGGCUCUUCGCCUGUGCGGGCGGCGGGAUGGGCGAGGUUCGCUGGGCUUUAG